Maniola jurtina (meadow brown) is the source of this 1826-nucleotide messenger RNA. It is a transcript of the gene cpb, whose product is annotated as F-actin-capping protein subunit beta. Gene Ontology annotation, biological process: regulation of lamellipodium assembly; cell morphogenesis; actin cytoskeleton organization. The transcript has 6 exons. Gene Ontology annotation, molecular function: actin filament binding. Gene Ontology annotation, cellular component: cytoplasm; F-actin capping protein complex. The record is from RefSeq and is a predicted model, not a curated record. Lineage: Eukaryota; Metazoa; Arthropoda; Insecta; Lepidoptera; Nymphalidae. The coding region runs from base 157 to 987 and encodes 276 amino acids.
UAUAAUUACUGCUGUCAUCUGUCAAAUCGCUUAUGAUUUAUCUGAAGUCCGAACCGAAUUCCGAAAUUUACUGCUAAUUUUCUCAAUUCUUAAAGAAUUCAACAUUAUAUUGCACAAAUAAACUGUAAAUUUGUGUUUUAAACUUUGUGUUUAACCAUGACAGAACAGCAGAUGGAUUGCGCUCUAGAUUUGAUGAGGAGGCUGCCUCCUCAGCAGAUUGAGAAGAAUUUAACAGAUUUGAUUGACUUGGUGCCGAGUUUAUGCGAAGACUUGUUAUCAUCGGUUGACCAGCCAUUAAAAAUCGCUCAGGACCGAAGUAACGGGAAAGACUACUUGUUGUGUGACUACAAUCGGGAUGGAGACUCGUACCGGUCUCCAUGGUCAAACACUUAUGAUCCUCCGCUUGAAGAUGGGUCUAUGCCUUCAGAGAGAUUGAGAAAGUUAGAAAUCGAAGCUAACCAUGCUUUUGACCAGUACAGGGAAAUGUAUUUUGAGGGUGGUGUGAGCUCUGUUUACUUAUGGGACAUGGAUCAUGGUUUUGCAGGUGUGAUUCUGAUAAAGAAAGCUGGUGAUGGUUCUCAGAAAAUUAAAGGUUGCUGGGACUCCAUUCAUGUAGUGGAAGUGGUGGAGAAGAGCUCUGGAAGGAAUGCCCACUACAAGUUGACCUCUACUGCUAUGCUGUGGCUUCAAACCAACAAAGAAGGCAGUGGCACCAUGAAUCUUGGUGGCAGUUUGACUAGACAGGCAGAGCAAGAUUCAGCAGUGAGUGAUGUGACUCCUCACAUUGCUAACAUUGGUCGUAUGGUGGAAGACAUGGAGAAUAAGAUUAGGAACACCCUCAAUGAUAUUUAUUUUGGAAAAACAAAAGACAUAGUGAAUGGUCUGCGUUCGACUGUGCCAGCCAAUGUGGUGCGGCAGAAGGCAGCUCUGCAGCACGACUUGGCCGAGGCGCUGCUGCAACGCCGGCAGACCACGCGCGCGGACUGAGGGCAAGAGGACUUUGAGUCUGAUGAGUUGGAGAUUUUGGGUUAAAUAACAACGACAUCUACAGGUCAAAAGAAAAGAAAUUAUAAAAUUACGUAGGUAAAUAGGUAAAUCAGUCGAAAAAGCUUGUAAGUUCAAUGCAUCCCUUAGAGAUUAAGCUGUUUAUUUCCCAUACAAUAUUUCAUCAAUUUCAUAGUAUUAACUAACUUAGAGUGUCUUAAAAUAAGGAAAAUUCAAAUAAAAACUGUAUAAGUGCUAGUAAUGCACAAAGAAAACCAGGUUUUAAAGUUAGUAUGAGAUUUUAUAUGUCACCAACUUUGACAGUAUUCGAGGGUCGAAAUACAAUCACUUCAGAGUAAAAUGGACCUAAAGAAGCUUGAUUUAAAGUUGUGUAUUAAGUAUCACCGAUUUUUGUUUCGCAAGGUCCCGCUUGCACUUGCUGCAGAUGUAUGGAUGAACUUGCACUUUAAAACAAGUAAUUUGAGUUCGUUUUACUUUGACGUUAGUGUUUCGACGCUCGAUAUCUAUCAACGUAAGCGAAAUGCAAAAUCUCUUGCUAACCCUGCAGGUUCUACUGAAAAGAGCCAAAAAGAAACCACAGUCAUUCUGCAACAACCAAAGUUUUUUUUUUUGCGGAGAAACUAUACAUAGUGAAAAAAAAAUAGAGGCACAUAGCAUAUUAAAGUGCAAUCUACUUUUAAAUUGGUCAGAAAGGUAGCACUAAACUGGUCAGUAAAAUCAGUAAACGUCAGUUCUGGCAUUUUAUCUGCAUUUCGUAUUGGAUCGUUAAUUAUUUUAGCCCAAAAUAAUGUUAUGAUAUAAUAAUUAAGAUAAUUAUCUCU